CAGCCCAAGCGGCCUCUCUGACAAACAGCCGUCCAGCCGCAGGGCAGCGUCGGCACCUCGAGUCAGCAGGCUAGCAAAGCCCGCCGGAGCGCGGAGCAAGCCGGCGGACCGAGCGCCUUCCCCGCUGCACCAUGCCGCCGCCGCCGGCGUCCCCCUCGACAGGUCCUCGGCGUCCAUCGACCUGCCGGCAAAGCCGUCGCCCGGAGCAGCAGCAGAGCGCCGGUCCUUCAAGGCGGCGUCGGCGGCGGCAUCAUCCCGCGCCGCCGCUUCCGAUAAGCAGCAGAGGAUGGCGAGGACGUCGGAGCUGCAGGCGCAGCUGAGACUCGUGCAGGAGGACCUGAGGAACGCGAGGGAGCGCCUGGCCUCCGCCGAGAGCGACAGGGCCCGGGUCCUCGAGGACCUGGCGGCGGCCAGGCGGCUCGCCGACGACGCCCGCGGGGCGCUGGAAGAGUCGCUGGCCGCGCGGCGGCGGGCCGAGGAGGCGCUGGAGCUGGAGCGGUUCAAGUCCACGGAGCGCGAGCAGGCGGCCGCCGACCUCGCCCACCGGACGGAGGACGAGUGGCGGCGCAAGUGCGACGGCGUCAAGCGGCGCCACGCCGAGGACGUCGCCUCCCUCAUCGCCGCCACCAGGGAGCUCGACGGCGUCAGGGGCGAGCUGGCGGCCGCGGCGCGGGCCAAGGACGCCGCCCUGGACCAGGCGGGCGAGCUGCAGAGGAUCGCCGACGCCAGCGCCAAGAAGGUGGAGGCCCUGAUUGCGGAAGCGGCCCGCCUCGGCACCGAGCUGGAGACCAGGGAGAGAGACGCCGCGGCGGCCAUCGGGAAGCUCGAGUCCGAGGCCUCCGCGCUGAGAGCGGAGCUCCGGACGGCGAGGGCGGUCGAGGAGAGGCUCGCCGGAGCGGAGGAGCGGGUGGAGGGGCUCAAGGUCGACCUCGCGUACGCCAGGGGCGCCGAGGCGGACGCCGCCCGGUCGGCGCGGGAGUGGAAGAGCAAGGCGGAGUCGCUGGAGGCUCGCCUGGGAGAGGUCUCGCGUCUCAACAGGCGCAACGAGGAGGCGCUCGCGUCGCUGACCAACACCUUCGAGGACUGCACGUCCAUGCUCCAGGAUAAGCAGUCGCAGGUCCUCCAGCUUCAGGGGAAGGUGGCGUCCAUGGAGAAGGAAGCGAGCGAGCGAGCACAGGGAAGGCCACUAGGCGUCUCGACGUCGCGACGAAGGAGGCGUCUGAAUUGCAGGCCGCCAUUGAUAGGCUGAGGUCUGAACACGAGCUUCUACACGAGGCGCAUCGACAGGUUGCUGUCGCGGAGAAGACGGCGAGUGCUCGGGUUGGCGAACUCGCCGAAGACAAGAGCAGGCUGCUCAAGGAGCUUGACGACACCAGGGAUGAGAGGGAUAAGGUGAAGAAGGCUGUGGAGGACCUGGCAGCCGCACUACGCGAAGUCUCAUCGGAGGCAAGAGAGGCCAAGGAGAGAGUCCUCGCAAAACAAGCAGAGCUGGACAGUGCCCAGCUUCAGGUAUCAGAACUGAAGGCGGCGAUGAAGACCGCAGAGGACAGGUACCAGCUGAUGCUUGAUGCGUCGAACCACGAGACGGCCUGCCUCAGGAAAUCGGUUGAGAAAAUGGGCUCGGAGGCCAACAGUUCGAAGGAUGAGUGGAUCUCGAAAGAGGCAGGGUUUGUGGAUAUGCUCAAGAGAUCGGAUGAUGGGAUGAGCUCCAUCCAGACAGAGAUGAGCAGGCUGACGGAGGCUCUGAGAGUUUCAGAGAAGGAAGUGCAGGAGCUCAAGGCAGACAGAACCCAGCUGCUCAGCAUGCUGCAAGAAUUUGAAUCUCAGGCAUUGAACACUAGCUCAAGUGCUGAGGA
Messenger RNA from Panicum virgatum (switchgrass), 1856 nucleotides. RefSeq names its product WEB family protein At5g16730, chloroplastic-like. Bases 287 to 1249 code for a protein of 320 amino acids. NCBI's taxonomy places the organism in Eukaryota, Viridiplantae, Streptophyta, Magnoliopsida, Poales, Poaceae. Gene Ontology annotation, biological process: reciprocal meiotic recombination. The record is from RefSeq and is a predicted model, not a curated record. The transcript is spliced from 2 exons.